CCCUCAAAACCGAGGCGCCGUGUUCUUGCUUUCUUCUACCUUUUAUCUUCUUCUUCUUCCUCAAAUCAAUCCCAUAAAUCGAAAUUGCUAAUUCUCUUCUCCUGAUUUGCAUCUUCACCUUCAAAAGCACACAGAAAUUUUUGUUUUUUAAUUUCUAAGUCAUGGCUACACUCAACGGAAAAGAGAACAUCAAAUUCAAGUAUGAUGAUUAUGAUGAUGAUGAUGAUGGUGGUUAUGAUGAUGAUGGCUAUGUUGAUGGACCUAAAUGGCCUGUUAUUGAAUCAAUCUCUAAAAAGAAAGAUUCUGAUUAUCCAAUUAUAGACUCUGGAGAUUUUGUUGAUGAUGGAUAUGAUUCAGCUGAUGAGCUCUCUACGACGAAUCCGAUUCAAAGAAAUGAGACACCUGAAGUGAAUUUGAAAAACGUUUUGACUGGUUUGAUUGCUAUAGUUACUGGGAGGAACAAGGACUUGAAUGGUUCGUUAGAUCAGAAAGUCGCUUCUUCGAAUGUUUCGUUUCUCGGCUCUGGCAAGAACGGAGAUACUUUUGUUCAUUCGUCUGUUUACAUACCGAGUGCUCCGCCUCUUCUUGAACCGAGUGGGAUUAAUUAUAGUGUUUACAAGGAUUUGCUUGAAGCUGAACCUCCUGAGUGGUUGCCUGAUAGUUCGACUACUACUUGUAUGCAGUGUUCUUCUCCUUUUACUGCAAUUACGUGUGGGAGACAUCAUUGUCGGUUCUGCGGAGGGGUGUUUUGUAGGAAUUGUUCGAAAGGGAGGUGUUUAAUGCCUAGUCGGUUUCGGGAAAGGAAUCCUCAGAGAGUUUGUGAUUCUUGCUACGAAAGGCUUGAUCCUUUGCAAGGUGUUCUCAUUAACUCUAUUAGUAAUGCUGUGCAAGUUGCAAAACAUGAUGUUGUGGAUUGGACUUGCUCAAGAGGAUGGUUGAAUCUUCCCGUUGGUCUAUCCAUGGAAGAUGAGAUAUACAAGGCAUCUAUUACGCUGAGAGGUUACUGCCAGGUAGCAACACUAGACCCUGAGAAAUCCAUACCACAUGCAGUUCUUAGUCGAGCUAAAGGUUUGGCAAUCAUAACAGUUGCUAAGGUUGGGGCUUUACUGUCGUACAAACUCGGGACUGGUCUGGUAAUAUCUCGGAGAUCAGAUGGGUCAUGGUCUGCUCCAUCUGCCAUACUGUCAGUAGGUUUGGGAUGGGGUGCUCAGAUUGGAGGUGAGUUGAUGGAUUUCAUAAUCGUGAUGCAUGAUGUGAAAGCGGUGAAAGCAUUCUGCAGCAGAAUGCACUUCUCUCUAGGUGCGGGAUGCAGUGCAGCUGCAGGACCUAUAGGGAGAGUGUUGGAGGCUGACCUUCGAGCUGGUGACAGAGGCUCUGGCGUAUGCUAUACUUACAGCCGAAGCAAAGGGGCAUUCGUGGGAGUAUCUCUAGAAGGAAAUGUGGUGGCAACAAGAAGGGACAUGAAUGUAAAAUUCUAUGGCGAUCCAUACCUAUCCACAUCGGACAUUCUACUUGGGAUGGUUGAUCAACCCAAGGCAGCUGAACCGUUGUACACUGCCCUCAGGGAUCUCUACGCAGGUUUACGCCCGUAGUCUCCAUUCGCAUUACAAUCUACUCUUUGUAUAUAAACGUUUCCCAAAUUCGUUUCAUAAGUUUGAAACUAUUCAAAUGUACAUGUACAUAAAUUGUUUCUCUCAAGAACCAAACGUCUGCUGCUCGAAAGUCAGGAAUUAUGAACGUUUUAGGAUUAUAUUUAGUUUUUCAAAGCUUGCUUACCUUUUUAAA
Messenger RNA from Capsella rubella, 1785 nucleotides. RefSeq lists its product as uncharacterized. The transcript has 5 exons. The coding region runs from base 162 to 1592 and encodes 476 amino acids. The record is from RefSeq and is a predicted model, not a curated record. Lineage: Eukaryota; Viridiplantae; Streptophyta; Magnoliopsida; Brassicales; Brassicaceae. Gene Ontology annotation, molecular function: metal ion binding; phosphatidylinositol binding.